This is a messenger RNA of Mollisia scopiformis, 1683 nucleotides long. RefSeq lists its product as uncharacterized. The coding region runs from base 129 to 1442 and encodes 437 amino acids. The transcript has 3 exons. Lineage: Eukaryota; Fungi; Ascomycota; Leotiomycetes; Helotiales; Mollisiaceae. The record is from RefSeq and is a predicted model, not a curated record.
GAAACAAGCAAAGCUGUUGAGCAGUGACAGACGUUAUUGAAACCUGCCCAAGCAUAUAUCGCCCGACUUUUCCUCUCUCUCUCCCAACAACAUACUCGAACAUUCAAUACUCCGACAGACUCGCAACAAUGCUGGAAUACUUCACAUACAAAAAGAUCAAGAAGCACCAGACUGACAAGAAGGCUUCAACACCUUCUACGCCAAGUCAUGCUGAGAAACAACAUUCGGCGCCUCCCAGUCCUGAGCCCGCGCCACUGCUCAACGAAGAAGAUGAGAAUUUCUUACAACGAGUAGUCUCUGCAGAAGGAACACCACCUCCGUUGCCAGAGCGCCCUUUGGGAUGGAUGCCCGAAUCUGGCGACUCAACCAACAACAAUGCACAGAUGGUAGUCCACGAUGGGAAUGGCACUACGGCAGAAGAGACAAAGCAACACAAAGGAAAAGGCAAAGAGAACGAGAAGUCAAACGACAAGAAUGCCAAGAAACCAAGUCGGUUCUCUUUCCUGACCCGAAGUGGUACCAAGAAGGACAAGAACGAUGGCCUCCACCCCGCACCAGUUGUAACCCCCGAUGAAGUUACCUCGGAAGUAGACGACAUAAACCGAGUCCUCGAAGACCUCAAUCUCUCCGCAGUCAACAAUCGAGCCUUCUCCCUCUCGAAAGAAUCCCAGCAACUCGUCCAACAAUUCACAGUCAUCCUCAAAGAUCUCGUCAACGGCGUGCCAACUGCCUAUGAUGACCUGAACCACCUAUUGGACAACUCACAGGGUCAGCUCUCAAAGUCGUAUGAUCACCUUCCGGGUUUCUUGAAGAAGCUGGUUACACAAUUACCGGAUAAAUUGACCAAGAAUCUGGCUCCCGAGUUGUUGGCCGUGGCUGCUGAAGCACAGGCAUUAAAUGGCGGUGCAUCUGCUGGAGGGGCUACAUCAUUUGGUGCUGCGGCAAAGAGUUUCUUGAAGCCCACUAGUCUUAAGGAUCUCGUUACAAAGCCAGGUGCUGUGGUUAGCAUGCUGAAGGCUAUCAUGAAUGCACUGAAGUUAAGAUGGCCUGCAUUCAUGGGCACCAAUGUCCUCCUGAGCUUAGGGCUAUUCGUCCUCCUCUUCGUAUUCUGGUACUGCCACAAACGUGGCCGAGAAGUUCGUCUCGAGCGUGAAGGCAAAGCCACAGUCAUCGACAGCGACGGCCGAAUCGUCGAAUUGGAAGAUGAUCCCAUGCUCCCUGAAGGCCCUUCCACUCAAGCUGGACCUAGUGGUUCCCAGACCGAGGGUCCACGAUCCACGUCUCGUCGUGACCAAAGAGAUCUAGAUCCGUAUGAUGGCCCCAGCUCACGUCCCAGCAGUAGACGAAGCAGAGAUAGUAGGCGAAGUAGGGAUAGUAGGAAAAGACCUGCAAGCUCAGAGAAUGAGACUAGGCAGAAGAGCAUGGAGAAUGCAAGGAGGUGAUGACGAUGUGAUGACUGGAUGUGUUAGAUACCCUCAUGACUGUACGACAAUAGUUUAGUUGAGCGCCUGGAACAUAUGGACGGAGUUUCUAUGGGUUUAAAAUGCAAAUCGGUUCCUUCUUUGCAAUUGUAGAAAAUCGAUAUUUUAGUCUUGUUUGCCUGGAAUUUUAAUUCUUUUCGAGAAAAGGAUACGCUCAAUGAUAUCACUUAGAGUAGAACAAUAAAACCUCAUGGAUUUAAGC